AUGCCACCCUCCCGCGCACUCGCCGGAGGCGUGGCCUUCCUCUCCUCGGCAGCUCGCGGAUCCCGCGUCGCGACGUCUGUCCUGCGUCAAUUCACAACAACGAGCGCACCGGAGUACAGGCAACCGAGCGGCCCCCAGACGCGCGAGCUGCCCAUCCCGUCACCGUCGGCCCAGCACCUCGAGAUCCCCGCGUACCCUUUUGGACCGCGGGCGACGUACAAGCAGUCCAACAAGGGUCUGUACGGGUCCGCGUCGAUCCGGUUCGGCAACAACGUGUCGGAAAAGUACAACGUCAAGACGCGGCGCAAGUGGCGGCCCAACGUGCAGACGCGGCGGCUCUACUCGGAGUCGCUGGGCCAGAUGAUCAGGACCCGCGUCACGACCAGGGUGCUGCGGACCAUCGACAAGGUCGGCGGCCUCGACAACUACCUGCUCGGCACAAAGACCCAGAGGCUCAAGGACCUGGGCCCCUGGGGCUGGAGGCUCAGGUGGCGCAUCAUGCAGACGCCAAAGGUCCAGGCCUUGUUUGCCCGCCAGCGCGAGGAGCUGGGCCUGCCGCCUCAGGGAGCCGUGGAGGAGGUCCUGCCCGAGGGGGAGACGGCCGAGAGCCUCAUGAGGCAAACGGAUGAGAUGAUUGGUCGCGAGGAGGAGUUUGAGAUUGGCGAACAGGAGGCCGAGGCCAAGGUGGAUGUUGUGCCAGAUAACUUCAUGGCCGAGAAGAAGAGGCCGAGCGGCGCAGAGGUGAAGAACCUGUAG
This is a messenger RNA of Pyricularia grisea, 756 nucleotides long. RefSeq lists its product as uncharacterized. Gene Ontology annotation, cellular component: mitochondrial large ribosomal subunit. NCBI's taxonomy places the organism in Eukaryota, Fungi, Ascomycota, Sordariomycetes, Magnaporthales, Pyriculariaceae. The coding region runs from base 1 to 756 and encodes 251 amino acids. The record is from RefSeq and is a predicted model, not a curated record. Gene Ontology annotation, molecular function: structural constituent of ribosome. The transcript has a single exon.